UAUUCAUAAAAAAACUUAUUGAAGGUUUAUAGAGCUCAUUAGUUAAAACAUUCAUUAGCGCUAUUGAAGGUUUAUAGAAGUGCGUUAUUCAUAAACCUAUUAUAAAGCCUCGCUAACUAAUAGAGGUUUAUAGGACUGUUUUUAUCAUUAUGUUGCAAUCUUGACGUUGGACUGUUUUACCAUAUACGCAGGUGACGUAAUCAGUGUUGCUAUUUUAGUUGCUUCACCACUAAAUCUAGCAGAAUUAACUCCUCCAGUAUUGAACAAAUUAUGUAAAUUAAUACAUUUUUAUACAUUUUCCUAUUGAAUAUAUAUAAAAUUGUAUUUUUUUAUUGUAAUUGUAUUUCUAUUUAAUAAAGUUAAGGGAAGAUAGAAGUAUUUCUACAUAGUUUUUAAAUAUUACAAUGAUUUUUGGUUUAAAUAUGCAUGUAUUUUUAUGCAAAUUUUUAAUAUAAUGGUUUCAAGUAGUUUUAUUAAUUCAUUAAUAUUGAUUUAAAUAUUUUGUAAAACUCGAGGUUUCUUUGCUAUAUAGUGGAUUCAAUAAAACAUCGUUGGCAACACUGGUUCUGUCAAAACGAUUGUUUUAUUUAAAAUUGCAUGUUAUAAUUUACGAUUGGUUUAAUAUAGUUACGUUAGAAUUAGAAUUAACGGAUUGAUUACAUAUUACGGAUUUCAUUGUCUAGUAAAUUUUAAAAUGGAUAAACAAAAGAGAGCACGAAGCGAAAAUUGGUUGGAAGACGACAAGAAUUUAUUGUUGGAAUUGAUCCGCGAACGUGUCGCCGUACUAGAAAAUAAGAAUACGGAUACGAAUACCAACAACUGUAAAAAGAAAGGAUGGCUGGAAGUUAUGGAUAGUUUUAAUGCAAUGUGCAAAGGUAGCAGACGCACAUUGCAACAAAUAAAAUCUCAGUGGGGAGUCAUCAAAAUAUGUAAAAAGAAAAAUUUAGCAGACCAGAGGCGAUCUCUGAAUAAAACUGGUGGAGGACCACCUACUGUGACUGUUCCAGUGGACAGUACAGACAUAUUGGCAUGGUUACCGCAGGAGUUUUACGUGGACACCAAUCUAUAUGACUCUGACGCUAAAACAGGAAUUCCAGAUGAUCAUAUAAAUGAAAUAGAUGUACCUGUAAGCGCUAUUCCAGACAAACCUAGAGAACCAAAACUGAAUGAAAAAGCACCGGAGAUGCCAGAAAUUAUUUUGGAUCUUGAUGAAAUUAUUGAAAAUUCUCAAAGUGGCAGCACCAAAGAAUAUAUUUCAAAUGAAGGAAAGAAAUGUAAUAAAAAAAGAAAGCUCACAAAUACAAACAAUUAUAUACAAAAAAUAGCUGAUACAGAGAUCAAGAACAAAAAUGAAUUACAUAAUAUACAAAUGGAUAAUGAAAGAAAGAAAGCAAGAAAUUUAGACUUGGAGUAUGAAAUUCUACAACAAAAAUUGAUAUUUUAUAGAAAGAAAAACAAUCCAAGCCCAUAAUUUAUUGAAAAAUAUAAUGUAUUGCUACUUAUCAAAACACAGCUUAAACAACAAGGAUUAGAAACAUGUCUGUAUAACUAUAUUCAAUGGAUGACUGUGACUGCAUCAUAUAUCAGAAGAUAUAAAUAACAACAAUGUAUAAACUACAUUAAAACUUUGUCCUUUACACAUAAUCUGGAUAAAUAGUUUGAAAGUUACAUAUUCAUAGCAGACCUGUGAGGCUUCAAAAAUAAUUAAUUCUGGAAGAUUUUUACAAAAAUACAUUUUCAUAUGAAGUCACAGGCAACCGCUAGUUGUAAUAAUUGUGUAACAGUGCAAAUUAUGAAUGCACUGAAGUUGAUAAUCAUUUCAUAGUAAACAAAUUAGUGUUUGUACAGAAACUUGUAUAGUAAAUUUUUUGUAAAAAUUGUGUUUAUUAAAUAAUA
This is a messenger RNA of Achroia grisella, 1896 nucleotides long. RefSeq lists its product as uncharacterized. NCBI's taxonomy places the organism in Eukaryota, Metazoa, Arthropoda, Insecta, Lepidoptera, Pyralidae. Bases 695 to 1471 code for a protein of 258 amino acids. The record is from RefSeq and is a predicted model, not a curated record. The transcript has 8 exons.